UUGGGCGAUUUUCGAGCGAUUUUCGACCAGUUCUUCACCUCUUCUUCUUCUCUUCGUUUCUGACUUGGGUGGUGCUUCGAUUUGAAGAGAUUUCAUUUGGAUUUGAAAGGUCUGUUUCCCCUCUUUUCUUCAAAAUCUUGACUUUUGGCAACCUGUGACUGUGCAUGCAGCAUUUCAGUUGUAUUUGUCCUAUUUUUUGUCGAUUUCAUGUUCAAAAUCUUAACCUUCCUCUUGGAUUUCAAUGUAGAUCACAUACUCAUCAUGUCGCCACGUAGAGCUCGAGGGAAGGGAAUCCGACCGACUGUUCAGAGCCCUGAGGAGGCUGCCCCUGCUGCACCCUCACGUGGAGAGAGUCAAGAAGAGGGAGAAUAUCGAGUUGGAGCUGCUUCUCCUGGAGGUAUGGAGACUGAGGAGACCAGCUUCGUCCAGCAAAUGCAAGAUGUUCUGAAAGAAGGACCAGCUGACGUUCCACCCACUCCUGACGUUGAUCCAUCAGCUGCGGACACAGGUACUGAUCUUUCUCCUCUCGGAAGAGAAAUCCGAGAAAUGAAUGAGUCGGACCGUGUGCCUCCUCUAAUGACCUGUGCGCUUUCUCUCCUUUUAGUCAAAUUAAAAGAAGCAGGUACCAGUAGUGGAGCUCUCGAAUCAGCCCCGACCAACGAAGGUAAAAUUAAUUGUCUUUUUGAGCAAAUUCGUCUAAAUUUAUGUGUCAUUUACGACUCAACACAUUUUGUAGAUGUCACAAUGCACGAAUCUGUUGGAGGAGAGACCACGCAUACAACAGAGGUCGAGGAAUUCAAUGAACAUCACCUCGAUUUCAAUCUCUCUGAAGGCGACCAUGAGUAUAUCUCCGACUUACUAUCGGGGAAAACUCCUGGUGCAGCCACGGAAUCCAACGUUGGAGUCGGUCCAACAGAAGCAGGUCCUUCUGAAAGACCAGUUGCUGGAACUGAUACUACUAUAAUCAUUGGUACGUCUGAUCGACUGGAGAGUAGUGAACUUGUGCCGUGGACAAGAACCGAAGUUGAUUUGCAAUCAUCAGUUCUUGAACCUCAACCUUCUACUCCUAUGGACCCCAUGAUGAUAGAAGUCACUGUCACUCCCCAGAUUAGUCCAGUUGCAACAAAAGCGAGACCAACUGAAGAAGUUGGUACAUCGGCCGAUGUUGUGACUAGAAUUGAAUCUCCUCUUAAAGAGUCUCUUAGUUUGGACCCGCCGUCCUCUGAGACUUUAGUUGAAAAAGUCCCUGAUGUAGCGGGUGCAUCAACAGCUACCAUUCCUGAACCAAUCUUGACUGUUCAGGAAUCCAGAUUAUCAUCCUUGAGCGAACCAAGUCAUGCUGAAGGUUCUUCCGUCGAAUUUGUUCCUUCAUCAUUAUCAACUCAAAUCCAAGCGUUAUUGGUUGAUGACGAUCCGGACAAGUCUGUUAUCUGCUCUAAUCUCCAAGGCUUCAUCUCCUUUUUGAACUCUAUGGUCGAUCGCAUUCUCUUCAAAAGAUCGUAUUUUGAGAAUUAUAAAAAAUCUUUUGAGCGUUUUAUAUCAGGGUUCAGAGAGGAAGGGUAUAACGACUUAGCCGAUUCAGUCACCGCUUAUUUGGUUGAUUUGAGGCAACAUAUUGAACUUCUGCAAACUCUUCGCACCAAAGGCGUACCUUUUUACAUCGCUUCUCAUAUGGAAUCCAGGCUGCAAGCGUGGCGUAAUUCUCAAGAAUCUGCCAACUCUGAACUCCAACAAUUAAGAGCCCAUAGUCACCAGCUUAGGGUGAAUAUUGGCAAAAGGACACAAGCCAAGGUCAACCUACGCCGAGAUAUAAAAUCGAGUCGAGCGGAAAUAGCUCGCUUAGAGGAGGAACUUGCAAUGGCCAAGGAUGCUCUUGAUGUCUUGGAGUCUGAGUUGACGCAGGAAAUUCAUGUUGAGGAAGACCUGUUACAGCAACUGAACUUUCAAGAUAAAAUAAUUGCUGAGAAGGAACAAGAGGUCGCCGCGCUUCAAAGUGUUGAUGAAGAAGCUUUCAAAAUUAAAUUGACGGCUGAGCUUGAACAGACUUAUGCGUUAGAGCUGUCAAAACUUGAAAAUCAAAUUAGUCAAUAUAAACUCUUGUAAUCGGAGAACAUUAUAUUUUUGUUUGUAGCUUUGUUUGAAAAUUCUUGGUCAAUAUAGUGAACCUUUUUGCUCAUUAUAUUGAAUCUUUUUGCUCAUUGAGGUUUUUUAUUAUGAUUACUCAU
This is a messenger RNA of Asparagus officinalis (garden asparagus), 2225 nucleotides long. Its product is annotated as golgin subfamily A member 5-like. The record is from RefSeq and is a predicted model, not a curated record. The transcript has 5 exons. Lineage: Eukaryota; Viridiplantae; Streptophyta; Magnoliopsida; Asparagales; Asparagaceae. Bases 208 to 2103 code for a protein of 631 amino acids.